Notothenia coriiceps (black rockcod) is the source of this 676-nucleotide messenger RNA. Its product is annotated as threonine--tRNA ligase, cytoplasmic-like. Gene Ontology annotation, cellular component: cytoplasm; mitochondrion. Bases 90 to 674 code for a protein of 194 amino acids. The record is from RefSeq and is a predicted model, not a curated record. Gene Ontology annotation, molecular function: threonine-tRNA ligase activity; ATP binding. Lineage: Eukaryota; Metazoa; Chordata; Actinopteri; Perciformes; Nototheniidae. Gene Ontology annotation, biological process: threonyl-tRNA aminoacylation. The transcript has 5 exons.
UUUGACUUCCUGCUCUCUGGUCGUCCUUCCCCCCUCGGUGGAUCAAUACAGUUCCAUCUUCUUCUUCUUCUUCUUCUUCCUGCAGUCUGAUGUUCAGCCACAGGCCUCGCUCCUGGAGGGAACUUCCUCUGAGGUUUGCAGAUUUCGGGGUCCUCCACAGGAACGAGCUGUCGGGAACACUGACCGGUUUAACCCGAGUGAGGCGCUUCCAGCAGGACGACGCUCACAUCUUCUGCACCAUGGAGCAGAUCGAGUCGGAGAUGAAGGGCUGUCUGGAUUUCCUCCGCUGCGUCUACAACGUGUUCGGAUUCUCCUUCCAGCUGCACCUGUCCACGCGCCCAGAGAAAUAUCUGGGAGACAUCGCUGUGUGGAACCAGGCGGAGAAGCAACUGGAGAACAGCCUGAAUGAGUUUGGGGAGCCAUGGAAACUGAACCCUGGAGACGGAGCUUUUUAUGGACCUAAGAUUGACAUUAAGAUCAAAGAUGCGAUUGGACGUUACCAUCAGUGUGCGACCAUUCAACUGGACUUCCAGCUGCCAAUCCGCCUCAACCUGACCUUUGUGGGGACGGACGGAGACGAUAAAGCCCGACCGGUCAUCAUCCAUCGGGCCAUCUUAGGCUCGGUGGAGCGGAUGAUCGCCAUCCUCACUGAGAACUACGCAGGGAAAUGGUGAGG